UCUUCGUUGGUAAAACUCACAAAGUCAAAAUUUUAUCAAAAUCGAAAAAUAAAAGUAACAUAAAAAAGUGAACGCAAGUGAAAUAAAAUACAAGAAAAAAGGACUGUGUUGCUUAUCGCGUGAAUAAAGAAACUGAGGUGUACUAGCUGGAGAUAAUAUAUAACAAUAAAAAAAAACAUUUGGCGUUUGUUUAGCGUCCGGUGAGAAAAAGUAUAAUUUUUAAGUGAUCGACAUUUAUAGGAGUCUAGCUCAAUACCAACAUACAUACAUUCGUGCGCGGAUUUGUGUGUUUUCUUUGCAACCUACCUUCUUUGUGUUCUACGCCCCAUAUCGAUUGCAGCGAAGUACUAAGAACGCUUUCCUGCUAAAAAGUGGCAGCAAACACCGGACAUCGAUCAAAAGAAGGAAAUUCGUUCUCACUUAUAUAAAUUGCGUGAAUCGCGUUUACGUGACUUAUAUCAAGGCGAAAUCAUGGCUGGCAACUACGCUAAAGAUCCGUUGAACUCGUCGCACGGCGAUUCUUUGGUGGGUCAAAAUUUUCAAAGCUUGAAAUCAAAAGAAGUUCGAGAUUCAGUGAGUCCCAUAAAUGAUUUGAAGUUCCACUCCAUGACCCUGAAUCAUCCCAAUACAACUGGUUGGGACGUGCAAACUUCGUCCGAGGUGAGUCCAGAUGGACGCGCAUAUCGUACCGAAACCUUGGCUACUACAGAUGGCGUUGAAAAGAUUAAUGGAGGCACCGCUGAAUUCCGCGGCCGAAACGAGCAACGCGCAAGUGCUUCCCAUCAAGGGGACGAUAAGAACUUCGUUAAGAAGGCAUCGGAAAGCUCUAAUACUCACUUGCAAGAGCGUGUAGUGGUUGGCGAUGAGAAUUCCGGUCGCACUGAAAUGAAAACUAGCUCGACUACAACAUCAUCCUCAUCCCAGGUGACAUCCUCGUCAUCCACUAUCGAAUAUGGUGGUGCCGAUCCAAAUGAUGGUCGAUAUCUUAUGGAUAAUACUCAGCGACAACAUCAAGAUCAUCAACGACUCACCCAAGAUCAAUAUAAUCAGCAGAUUCGGCGACAACAACAAUUACAGCAGCAAGAAUAUGAACAAAACAUACAACACCAACACCAACAACAACAACAACAGCAUCAGCAACGUGUCCAGCAGCAACAUCAGGAAUUCAAUAGUAAUCGUCAAGAAUCGUCUACAAGCCGUAACGUUGAGACUCAACAGACGAAGGAGCAGAAUAGACGUGUUGUAGAUAUGGAUAAGGCUUCGCCUGAAUAUCAGCAACAUGUCCAGUAUCUUAUGGCACAACCUGGUGAGAUUAUCUCGAACACGGUUGAGUAUCCGAAGCCGAAUGUUAAGAUGAUCACUACCGUUAAACGAUUGCCUGAUGGUACUAUCGUCAAGAAUAAACGUUACGAAACGGAAGAGUUACGUCCUACAGCGGAUACCCAACGUCAACGUACGACUUCUACUACGAGCCAGAGCAGCACUCAACAUAGAAACGAACAACAAAGACGUGAGCAGACAGAAGACAAUGUAUACAAUCGUCAACAAAACGUGCGCAAUAAUGUAUAUUCGAAUAAUACUCCAAGACGACCUGAACAUGAUGUCGUCGAUAACGCCGAACCCUUCUUGCGCAAACCCAAUCCACAAGAGUUAGCAGUUUCACAUCCGGCCGACCGUUUUGUGGAUGAAACCACCAACGUUGAAACUAAAUUUUCAUCGGUGAAGAAAUCAAGCCGUAAAUUCUCCACUGAAACGACAUCAGAAACUAUUGAGGAGUUUUCGGAUCAGCCACCCUCUUCACAAGCUCCUGGUAUCAGAGGUAAACCGCCGAGUGGUCAUUCACCUAACAAGGAUUUUUCUACCCAUGGAUUUCCUUCAGUGAAGCCGAAUAAGCCCACUCAAGAAUAUCCUUCUGAACGUCCACAUACCGGCUCACAACCUGAUUUUAGUACUCAUGGGUUUCCUUCGGUGAAAUCAAAUAAACCAACACAAGAAUACCCAAGCGACCGUCCACGUCCUUCUGAGGUGGAGCGUAUAACACAACGAACUGUGAUCCCUACAAACAAACCUAACACAGACGCACCACAUGGGUUUCCCGCAGUAAGACCAAACACAAAUAUUACUACAACCAAAGAUGGUGAUGUGAUAAUUGUAAGUUCUGAAUCUACGCGUAGUUCAAAAUAUAAGACCAAUGCAGAGCGUAUUAUCGAAACUGAAGUAGUAGUUGAUGGAGAUUCUAAUGUUCGUCCUGAAAGUUAUCCUAACCGUGGGUUUCCCGCAGUAAAUGAACCAUCAACGGGAGGUAGGGAUUCGCCAAGAUAUGGUGCUCCUAUUAAGGAUCCGAUAAAACAAUCGGCGGAUUACUCCACAAGCGGAUUUCCAUCUACCAGAGAUGUGGCUAGACCGCAUUCAGGACAGCCUGUACCUUCAAGAAUCAUUGACCAAGAUGGAAAUGUAACAGUAGUAAGCUCGGAAUCAAAAAAAGUGAUUAAACAUAAUACAAACAGGGAGCAUAUUAUUGAAACAGAAAUUGCUGGCGAUUAUGACCAUCAUACACCGUCAGGCUUACGUCAACCCGACAAAAUUACAUUUCCACCUACCCCUCAACCAGGGGAUUUUAGCACACAUGGAUUCCCAUCGGUAAGAGACUCUGCCCCCACCAAUGAUGCAUAUCGUCCACAAGGUACACCUACACGUGAUUAUCCAAGUAGCCCUCGAAAGGCACAACCAUCCGAAGAUUUUUCGACACACGGUUUUCCCUCUGUUAGGGAGUCGGCACCUGUUAGAGGAAGUACACCAUCUCGAGACUACCCGAGCAGCCCAGGUCAACAUCAACCAAAAGAAGAUUUUUCUACACAUGGUUUCCCAUCUGUAAGAAGUCCCAACAAAUCUGCACCGGAUUUCUCAACACCGUCAGGUGGCUUCCCAUCAACUAGGGAUACUAACGCUCCCAAGCUUACGCCAACUCAACCACAAAGAAUACAACCGAAUUCAACACCCACAAGAAAACCCACGAGUACGACAGACUCUUCUCAACGUCUGAUUUCGAAGGAGAGGGAUGUCGACGCCACCCAUCGUGCCUUUGCCGCUUCCCUUCGAUGCUCAUCACCAGUGGAUAGUCCAGACCAUCAUCGGACCACACCGCGUUCCAGCGUUUCAUCGACUAGGACAUUCCGACGAGAUGGCCGAGAAGGUUCCCAUGACAGCGAAACAAGUCGCAUCAGUUCGGGCACAGUUACGCGUUCUUCGCCAAGUAAGAGUGUUGGUAAAACUGUCGUUACAAAGCAAACUGUUGUUAAAACUCGUAACGUGAAUGGUUCUAACGAAACAAUUGAUUUAACACCCCAGCAGCGCCCCACAAAGUCGCCGUCUCCCACAAAGACCAUCACAACGACCACCACACGCACCACAACAACUAGAAAGAGUCCAGGAGAAGUGCCAAAACCAGAUAAUCAAAAAUCUAAGCCAGCCGAAAACACAUUUCCUAUUAUUAACGAACCACUAACCAUCACAAAAACCCACUUUACCGCAAAUGACGCCAGCUUCCUCGGCAACGAGGUGGUCGAGGAGCCAUGCUUAAAAAAACACUUUUACAAACUCGGUCCGUCCGACAAAGCAACAACAAACAAUGUUGACGAGAAGUCACCAUAUUCACCAGCACCAAGUAAUAACAUACAUCGCACUCAUCCCAAACCAAAAUCCCAAGUUCGGGAUGAUUUCGAAGAUGUUAACCACGAAGAGCCCAUCCAUAAACAACCACUAAGUUCAUCCGUAAUCGAACCUAAACAACGUAAUCGUUCACCAUCAGGACCACUUCCAAGUAGUAGUCCGCAAACCAUUUGUCAACCAAACAGAAAAGAACCUAGUGUUGAGCGUAGGACUGUUGUGAGAGAAAGUGAAUUUGAAAACACAGAUUGGCAAAAUACAAUUCUAGAUUCGAACGAACGACCCUAUCCUGUAAAGGAUGGAUCUUCAAAAUCGCGAGAAAACCGUCCUACAGAUGAUUAUAUAAAAGAAACACCAGUUGAUACGUCUGAUUUUCCGGUCAUUAGAGAAGAAACUAUUAAACGACCAGAUCAAAAUAGACAGAAGGAGAUUUUGACUAUUAAAGGUACGAGAAAUGAAAAACUGCGAUCUAAUGAAGACAAAUUUGUAACAAUUGAGUAUGAUGUAAGAAAGCCGAAUGGUAAAGAGCCUUCUGGACCGGUCGGCAAAAAAUCUACUUCGGGGAAACCAUUAGAUUCAACAGACAGGGGACCUAACGAAAGCAAACCACUUGAACCUUCAAAACGAAGACCAUCUGAUAAACAUCCCACUGAAUAUACGGAUAAACCUAAAAGUCCAAUUCGAAAAACUUCCGAUAUUACCUCUUCAAAUAAAUUCGAAACCUCCGUAAUAACAAAAACUACACGGAAGGAAAAUUCAUAUGUUAUUGACGAUGAUAUCGAACCACAUCAAAGUAUUCCAAAACAGCCAACUGAGAAGAAACCUAGUGAUACAGGAAAACUAAAACCGAACGGCGUUGAUCGCAGUCCGACUAGAAAACCAACGAACUCAAAAACUCUCUCAAAUAUAACUUUGAAAUCGGUCUGUAAAGAAAACGAUGAACCUGUGGAUAAAAGACCAACGGGUGAAUCCCCAAAAGAACCUGCUUUUAAGAGACCAACGGGCAAGAAACCUGAACCUAGUCCCACACGAAAACCGGAGAAAGAUACUCCAAUUACUUCCGAAGACAAUGUAUUCAAAACCAGUACUAUUACUACUACGGUCACGAAAACUCGCAAAGACAACAUUUCUCCUACCAGAACCAACAAACCCAAGGAUAAAAUUCCUGAGGAAGAUAGACCAACAAAAUUGUCGCAACCAAAGCCGACAUAUACUAACACUAUAAAGCACGAACCUCGCGAUGAGUACCCCGCACCUAUUGAGAACAGACCAACAAAGAAAAUACCAACUAAGGAAAAUCUUAAAUCAACAGAAAUUAGAGUUACUAAAACGCAAGUGGUAGCAUCUACCGAUAAAUAUCAGCCUGGUCCAAAAGUAACAAAACCACUUACUAGAGAACCUUCCAAUCCAGAAUAUGAUGAUGACGUAAGCGAGAGUGAACGUGAACCAAGUAAUCCCAUCAGGACGGCACCAUCUGAGCCUGAAAAAGUCACACAGUCAAAUAAACCGCAUAAUACUCAAGAAGGAGAAGACUUCUCGGACACUGAGAGCACAAGCUCUUCAUUUAUAACGACAAUAAUUAAAAAGGUACGCACAGAUGAACCAAAAACAACUCAACAAACGAUUACCGAUGAGACGACAAAAGUUCAAGAGCUUUUCAAUAAAACCGACAAGACGAAACUAACUAAAAAUGUAAAUGAAGAAUUCAUAACUUUCGAACAACAGAUGCGGGAAAGAAUUCCAGUUGAUGAUACUCCUACAACUAAAACAGAAUUACGAAAUAAGGAAGCGAAGAAACUAAUUUCUGAACCAAUAGAUAAGUAUUCGAAACCCAAUGAUACAGACAAUGAUGAGCAAUCCUUUACUGAUGCAAAUACUUUGAAAAUAAGUUCAGUUACAACAACUUUAAGAACCGUUGCUCAAGACAAGUCGCAUUCCCCCGAAUACCAACACAGUGAUAGGGAACCCAAACUUGUGCAGCCAUCUGUUGUGGGCUUGAGUGACGACGAUGAGGUCCCACAGCAAACAAUUGAAUCGACUACAAUUAUUAGUACAAACAAGAAUACACGCAAAGAUAAUUCACCGAAUUUCACAGAUGGUGGAAAACCCAAAUCUGAUGCUCCUUGUGCCAAGAAGCCUACUGAGGGGAAAAAUAAGCCAAUUUUGCCGGAUCAUAGCACUAAGGAUCACAUUCCGUCACCAACACCAACUGAUCAAACUUUUGACACUAUUAUUUCGACUACCACUACUAAAAUUUCCAAAAACUUACCUGGCGAAAAAACAACAGCAAAGCCUCGAGAGCCUUUCGAUAAACUUGAGCAAACCACUUUCGAUGAAACUAAAAAAGUUGAGGAACUCUUUAAUACUAAUAAAUUGGCUCAUACAAAAAAUACUAUUGAAGAAUUUAUUACUAUGGAAAGGCAAAACAAAGAAACCCCAGAUGGAGCUUUUAUAUCGAAAGCACCUGAGCCUGAACCAAGUUCCCCAAGUUUUAAGAAAAAAGGUGUUAACCCAAGAGAAACCUUUGAAGAUCGUUGCCGUCAAAUCUUAGGCAUGGAAAACUAUGGAGACACUCCUGGUGUUUAUAAAAGGAAACCUGAAGAUGUAUCUGAUCAAACUGAGUCAGUUACCGUUAAUGUCACAGAAUUGGAUGUUCAAAUAGAGGACUGUGAAGAUGACGAACCCACUUAUCUAAAUAAUACUAAAGAUUCUGUUAAGCCUCAGAAACAUGAUUUCCCCACUACAUUUGAUAAAUCACAAAAACCAAAAACCCGCAAUACUCUUGAUGAUGAAAUAGUAGAAGAAGUGGAAUGUGUUCGUAAAGAAACCGUUGUACCAUUUAAAAGAAGUUCUCCAGAUACGGAGCCCUUGACUGAAAUUUGUCGUAAAACAACUUUGAUUUCUGAAACCGAUUUAAAUGAAGAAGAAGAUGAACAAACGGUCUCCAAAAAGUCUUCUAAAAUAGUUACUAAAACUUCCAGUCCAUCACCGAAGAAGGUGAAAUCCCAAAAUGAGGAGCCAGAAGAUUCAUCAACCACCGAUUCAGAGUUUCCGGAAAAAGAAACGGACGAAGAGUCUCAACCGGAUACUAUAGUAUCUAAAAGAGAUAUGCAAUAUACAGAAGAAGUAGAAAAUGUCUCGAAUGUGGUUGAGGUUACCAAAAAACGAGUAACGAAAGAAAAACGUUGUAGUCCUAAUAAAAGUCCGACCAGAAAGCCAUCAGAGCCUCAAGUUACUCGUAAAACAUCUCCCGUCAGGCAACAUCCUUCUGGCUCUUCCACGAUUACAGAAUUGAAAACAAUCGAAACAAAGACUAAGUCGCUUGAACCGAAUAACCCUUCAAAAAUCAGAAGUGAAACUAAGCCUGUUGACAAGUUAGCGGAGAAACCGGAUAAUCAAAGUAUUGUUGGAAGAGAUAAACCAACAUCUCCAGCGAAGUUGCGGUCAGAACGUAUUCAUAAAGUUGAUACGACUUCCGACAAAGGUCAUCAAAAGCCUACAAAAGAGUCUCCAACUCACACAAUCAAAGACCGCUUACGUUCUGCCACCCGAAAUAGGAAGCCUUCCGAAUCGCAGUCUGAUUCUUCGCCUGAUGUUAGUCCUUCACGGUUUACAGAGCGUAGACGUUCAAGUAAUAUUUCGGUACAUACUGAAAUCAUAAUUGAUCAUUCAGGACCAAAAUCUCCUAAACCUAUUGAAAAGAGCCCUGAGAAACAUACACCACAGACAAAGAAAACCAGUCCGACAGAUAAAACUUCACCAAACGCAAGACCGGUUCGAAGACUUCCUGUAACCGAACGAAAAGAAUCUGCGCCGGUUCCGAGUGUUACUCGUAAAGAAAAGGAUGCAAAAAUGACUAGAUCAACAAGUGAGAAAGUUAUGAAAGUUACUGAUAAACCGGUAAAAGAAACUGUUGUGAAUACAUUGGCACCAAGCCCCACACCGAAAGGCGAUCGUCGUCCUAAUAAGUGCUUCACCACCAAGACCAUAAAUCUCACUACUACAGAUAAACUAAUAAAUAGCGAUGAAAUGGAGAAUGUUAUAAUAGAUAUUCAACAUGCGAAGAGUUCUCGUGAGCCAUCACCAGAUAAAAUUGUCCCUACGCCAGUACCGGUGCAUUUAGAUACGGGUAAGCCUCGUUAUCCCGAUGUUGUACAAGAACCUGAAGAUGAACCACGCAAAAAACCGGUAAUCACAAAUAUACCUAUUUUCGAAGAAGAAUCAAACGAAUAUAUCAAAUGCCAUAUAUCAGAGGUGAAGACAGAUAAGAUUUCGAAAUUGGUGGACUUAGAUGAGAAUGAUAUUCUGGAUAACCCUAUGAUUGAAGCUCCAAAAAGUCUUGACUAUCCGUCUAUCGAUAGACCUGACGAUGACUGCCUUUUGAGCGUUCAUGAGAAGGUUUCCAAGUUCACACAUACAGCUGAAGAGAUUAAGAAACCCAAAGCAUCUAGCCCAUUCAAUAGAGAGUUCGACAAAACACCCAAAGUACCAGAAAACGAUGAAUGCUUAUUGACAGUUGAUGAAAAAGUUAACAAGUUCAUUAAGACAGCAGAAGAGGUAGCGAAACCCAUCACACCUAUACGGGAGGUUGAACGUCCCAGCUACACUGAUUUGGACGAAGAGUUACGAACAGAUGAUUGCACUUUGUCUGUGUCUCAAAAGGUGAAUAAAUUCUUGAGUACUGCAGAAAAAUUGGCUCCAACUGCACCGCAAAGGUCCCCUGAAUUGGUGGCUAAGAUCGAACGGACUAUUUCCAAGCAGAGUGAGCCAGAGUAUCCCGAAGAUCUUAGUGAUGAUGAACUAACGCCUUUUUCGCAUAAUCAUACUCUCGAGAUAGAGAAAAGACGUCAAAAAGACAUACUCUCUCGACCAACUGUAUUUGAAAAUACAACAAAAACUGAUCAGUAUAAUGAUUACUCAGAAGUAAAACUUACUACAACAGAAAAUAAUACCACACUAGAAGAACACGAGGAAGUAAUUCCUCACACAAGAGAUCAUACAACAAAAAUUGAGUUAAAGCGACAAAAAGACAUUUUGUCCAGACCUUCAAUCUAUAAUCAGAAUGUGAAAGGAAGACCACAAUCGCCCAAUAAAAAAGAACCCACUGGUCCAAGCAAGCAUCCAAUAACGAAUCUUAAAACAAAACAGAUGGAAUAUACAACACGGAAAAUAAACAGAGAGGAUAGUGAUAAAAUUGAAAUUAAAAGUGAGCGCAAACCAUCUACUCCACUCUCCAAGCCUGAUAGCCGUAGAACAACAAAACCACAAGCUUCGUCUGUCGCUGUAACCAGAUCUCGUUUUGAGACACCUGAUAUUAAAAGGAAUACACCAAAAUCGCCUGUUGAACCAAAAACCAAUCGAGUCCAUUCACAAAUUAUUACUGGUCGUAAACCAACGAGUGAACCCAAGACGUCUGGUAGAAAACCAUCAUCGGAAUCGAUCACUAACGCUUCUUAUCCAAGCAGAGGUAAACCAACAACUGAGCCUGAUAGUCAUUUUGAUGGCAAGCAACCAUCUACUGAAUUCGAAAUCAACGUCCAUGAUUACGAAACCGUCGAAUCUGAAACAGAGUUCACAUCAACAUCACGCCGCAGAAGUUCAUCCAAAACAAAAGAUUACUUAGAGACGGUACAGACAGAAAUUGAACGGUUUUCUCCUACCCAAAAAGAAUCUCCAACUCGAAAAACUUUCCCGCAGGAAAAGAAAACACCCCAAACUUUCUCACACAGUCCUAUUCAAAAAGAUACAACUAGCACUACCAAUGCUACUCACGUAACCGAGCGCACAAAUAAGCACAAUUCAGAUUGUUCCGAUAUUGAAAUCGUUGAAACUGUUAUAGAGCGCCCCGCACACGUAAAGACACCAACACCUACACCAACAUCCGUUGGUCGUACUCGCAUAACACCAGAUACUGUAGCCGCUCGCCGCAACAUUUUCGAAACCAAUGCCACGCCGAAGGGUCACAGUCCAGGAGAAAGCAACUCGCCCUCACCUGUUGGAAGACGUCCAUCAUAUAUGGAUCACACAGUUAGCUCUUUAGAGCACAUUCGUCGUGAUUCAUUAGAAGUGAAUAAGCAUAACUAUUCACGCAAGUCAUCGGUGGAUUCGGAAAUCAAUUAUGAGCGUCGACCAAAUGCUGCAGUGAAGUUUGAUGUGCCACAUAAACCGCAGCGUACUGCUAGUAUUCCCGAAGAUAUUGAUGUUGAGAAUAUUUUCGAAUUAGAAGUAUUGGAGCGUCUUUUGGAAACUGUAACCUCAUAUGAGCUGAGACGCAGGAUUCGCGCUCAAAUACGUUUGGUUAAGAAAAAUACACUCAACACUAAUGUGGUUGACAAAAGGAAAACCGAAACUAAAGCAUCUAAUUCCAUAAGAUCAACUCACAAAACAUCUACUUACAAAUCAAAUGUGCAUCAUGAAGAAACUGACACCAUUAAUGAAGGCGUAACAACGAAAGUACCAUAUGACAAUAAAGGUAGUCCAAAACGUCCGGUUCAAACAUCAAAGGUGGGUAGGACAACUCAAAAUGUACCGCAAAGAUCCCCAUAUGGUACUGAGGAAAGUCCAAGGUCGUACAAUAAACUGCACCGCGAACAGAACGUUACUACAAAAAGAACAUAUGCUACUAAAACUCCAAAUGGUGGCACUGAAAGCCCUGAACGUCCCAGAAAAUUACCCUUUGAACGCGAUCACAGUCCCGAAACAAAAACUUCGCACGAACAAGUAAAAGAAAUACGUCGUAUAUCUGGUUCUUCGAAGUCCUCACAUAAGGAAUAUGUACAUAGCGAGCAGACGGACUACUCGGAAGAGAAUAUCAAGAGCUCCCGCCGCCACGUUGAGCAGAGUUCUGAACGCUUUGAAAAAGAUCAUAAUCGUGAACGCAAUUCUAGUCCGGAAUCUAAGAGUCCCGUUAGGGACGGCAGACAUAGUCAAGAUAUAAAAAUAAAAACUUUGUCUAGCACACGCACCAGAAGUCCUGAUGACAGAAAGCCAUCAUCGCAACGCACAACCAGUCCGAAAGGAAGAACGCCGAAACAACGUGAUGAAUUAUACAACAUUUCCAAGGUAACGACAGUUAAAACCACACGCUCACCCGAACGUAAAUCUAGUAAGCCGAACGCUGAUGAAAACGCACCCAUUUGGGCGGAUCGUAAAAAUCUGCUCAAGAGUCCAAGUAACGCACCACGUAAAGUGACAACUACGCCGUCAACACGAAACACGGCAACGAAGGUCACAACAUCGAAGACAAUCAGUCAACGCCAAACUCAGAAUAGAAACUUUGAAGAAGAUUCAAUCACCUCGAGUUAUGGCAUUGGACCGACAGACGAAAAUGGUUUGCCUUUAUUCGGCAUUAAGGCGUUGAAAAAGAAGAAGCCCAGCCAGCCCUGUGAAGCAACUGAAGAAGUCACAGGCUAUGUGAUCGAGGAGAAGUAUUAUUCAGAUAGUAAAACGAAGCCGAAAGUUGAGCGUAAGGAGUACAUUUAUUCAACAAAUGCCGAUGAACUCGAAGAAAUUACGAAAACUCUUGAGCAAAGCCGUAAAUCUUCAGAGGAUAAUGUGGAUGUCAUCAGAAAAGUUGAGAAACUCGAUAAGGAUUACGUUUUUGACAAACCGGAAGCUAUAAUGCCAGACACAGAGGACUUUGCUACAACGUCCAGCAAAUAUGUUCGCCGUGGAUCAGUGAAGGAGCUGAGUGAGAAAUUCAUACGAAAAGAGUCUUCACAAUCAGUAACGGAAAAAUCCGGUGGCUACCCGAAGGCCGGUUUGAUUUUACGUACCAGCCGUGGAUCAUCAUCAGAACCAAGUGGAGAUGGUUACGAAAUAACUACUGAAAAAUAUACAACAACAUCGAGCAGUCAUGGUUACCGCGGCGAUUCCGACGAUGAACAAAACGUGCAGCUGCGUCAGAAACAAACACGGCGUAUUCUCACUGACUACGACGAUAACGAAGCCGACCAAUGUCACUUGAGUACUCGUUCAUCGACUAAGUCCACACGCUCGUUCCUUAACAGCAGCGGCGAAACUAAAGUGGUGACCAGCGUGGAUGAUGCGCUGGAGCGUAUGCGUAAUGCAGAUUAUGUUGUAGAGGAAGGCGAUACGGCUGAGGAUCGCGAGGCACGUUCUUUGUUGAAUAAAUUUCUAGGUGCCAGCGUUAUAAUGAAAGGCGUCGAAAGUGUUUUGCCAACAACCAAACAAACAACAACUACUACCAUUACCAAAACUUCAUACGGCGAUGGGGAUGAUGGCGACAGAGACCUACUGAAGAAUAAAGCGGUGAAAACCACUCGCAUAACGAAAACGACCAAGUCUGGAAGCUCUUCAACACCAGUUACCCGUACAACUUGUGAUAUCGAGGAGAUCUGGGACGAAGAAAUCUUAAAGGAAUUGCUUGAACAGGCCACAACAUACGAAGAACGCCGGAAGAUACGCGCGCGUCUACGAGAUUUAAUGGCGGAACGUGAAGAGAAAAAAGAUUUAAAAUCGGGUGAUAUAUCCGAAAACGUUCCAGAAGUCGAUGAAAGCAGUGCUAGUGAGUACGAGGAGAUCAUUGAAGAGGUUACUGUAACCGAUUACAGUGAUGCUGAAGCCGAUCUAGGCGAAGAAGAAGUAUUCAAAUCAAGUCACAACAUAGCUAGUGAAGCUAAAGAGACCACAGAUAACAUUGAAAAGAAAGAAGAAGAAGAAGAAGCAGAAAACAUUGAUAAAGAAAAAGAUACUAGUGUUACUGAAAAUGUAAAAGAAGAGAAGGUAGAGCAAGUAACUAAAGAAAUUGAAGAAGUAAACUUAGAAGCAAAAGAAAGUGUUGCCACAAAAGAAAUAAACGAAGAAGCUGACGUUGAAAGCGAUAGUAAGAAUUCAAACUCGAACGAAGAGAGUGUAGCUGAAUCGAGUGUCGACAAAACCGACUCGAAAUCCGUCGAUGACGAUAAGGAGCAACAAGCUACAUCCACCACUGAGAAAACAGAAACAAAGGAAAAGGAUGGCGCCGUUGUAACCACAACAACAAAAGUUACAACACGCACAGUUACUGGCGCUGGCAGCACUGCAGCGAAGCCAGUUUCACCGUUUGCGAAAUUCCGUCAGCUGGACAAACAAAACUCACAACAAUCUCCAAAAUCACCGUCAACACCCACCACCCCCGGGGGCACAGCCUCACCUUCUGGCUCCGCACGUAUAUUCCAAUUUACUGAUCCAGCAUUAAAUGCACGCGCCGCCACUGUGAAGGAGCAACUUCUGCAGUGGUGCCAAUCGAAAACACAGGAAUAUGAGAACGUCCAAAUAAGCAACUUUAGUGCCAGCUGGUCAGAUGGUUUAGCAUUUUGUGCGCUAAUACAUCAUUUCUUGCCAGAUGCCUUCGAUUAUAGUAAAUUAACACCUCAAAACCGAAGACACAAUUUUGAAUUAGCUUUCACUGUGGCCGAUGAGAAAGCUGGCAUAGCGCCACUACUCGAUGUCGAGGAUAUGGUAGAGAUGAAACGGCCUGACUGGAAGUGUGUUUUCAUCUACGUGCAAAGCAUCUACCGUCGCUUCCGUAAUUGCCAGUAAAUGCGGCGCAAGCGAUUUAAAAAUCAAACGAAACAACACCUUCGACAUCCAGAACUCUAAAUCCGGUCACUACCACAAAUAAUCCACUCAUACUAAUCCACCAUUGCCAUGUCAACGCACACCCAAAGUGUUGACUGUACUAAAAUCAGCCGAAAUAAAUGGUUAGGGCUCUACGAGCGUUUACAAGGUUUAAAUAUUUUCACUAAAUCGUGUUGAACUAAAAGAAAAAAAUAAUUGCUGUAAAAAUUUAAACAUUUUAUUUAUUGGUUAUAUAAAUGUUAACAGUAAAAAAUGCAAGCCAUAAACCAUUUUUACUACUUUUUCUGAUCUGGUUCGUGCGUAGUUGCAGCCACAGUGCUUUUGUACUUUACAGCUACGCACAACAAUAAUGCAGCUAAUUAGGCAUUAGCGACUUUGUCUAAGAAUUUACUAUGUAUGUCUACAUUUCUAUUUAACACUCAAUUGUUGUUGGCACAGAAAAGCGUGAAAUUGUAAAAAAAGAAGUCUUCUUAAUUGCAAAAUGUUAAAGGAGCAAACUAUGUUAUUGAUACUAAAUAUAUUAUAUUUACUUUUAUAUGUAUGUGCACACAUACUAAGAACCUUAUGAAUAAUACAUUUGACUAAAUACAUACGUACGUUUCGAUAUACUCCAAGCGGAACCAUGCCUACUACAUACAAUAUAUGCUAACAUUAUGUUUACUUCAAUAAAUAUACACACACCCAAACACAUAUAUAAGUACAUGCAAAUGAUUUUUUAUUUAAAUUUGUCUAUUGAAUUGUGGCUGCAUUGCAUACACUCACACAUAUAUACAUAUGACAUAAUAUA
This is a messenger RNA of Bactrocera tryoni, 14035 nucleotides long. Its product is annotated as titin. The transcript is spliced from 17 exons. NCBI's taxonomy places the organism in Eukaryota, Metazoa, Arthropoda, Insecta, Diptera, Tephritidae. Gene Ontology annotation, biological process: actin cytoskeleton organization. The coding region runs from base 472 to 13209 and encodes 4245 amino acids. Gene Ontology annotation, molecular function: protein binding. The record is from RefSeq and is a predicted model, not a curated record. Gene Ontology annotation, cellular component: microtubule organizing center; filamentous actin.